AGCGAUAAGGAAUAAGGUGGGACGUGUGUGAACGCAAAGAAGCCCCACAUUUUUUUGUUUUGGUAAUGAAACGUGGUCACAUUUUAACCACGCGCUCGUUUUAAGGAUACAGACAAAUCAAAAAGAAGGUGGAUUCAACCGAGGAGCAUCUGCGUCGGAGCGGAGGAGGCUAGAGACGCGACGGCCGGGAAAAGAUGGACCUUUUGGGGAUAUACCUGCUCCUAUGCCUGGCUCUUUUACCGCGGACUACCUCUACGGCGGCCAAGGAGCUGCAAUGCCAGGAGAUAGCGGUGCCCCUGUGCAAAGGCAUCGGCUACAAUUACACCUACAUGCCCAACCAGUUCAACCACGACACGCAGGACGAAGCGGGCUUGGAGGUGCACCAAUUCUGGCCUCUGGUUGAGAUCCAGUGCUCCCCGGACCUGAAGUUUUUCCUGUGCAGCAUGUAUACACCGAUAUGUUUAGAGGACUAUAAAAAGCCACUGCCACCGUGCCGGAGCGUGUGUGAACGUGCCAAGGCUGGAUGCGCGCCUCUCAUGCGUCAGUAUGGCUUCCCCUGGCCGGAUAGGAUGAAGUGCGACCUGCUGCCAGUGCAAGGCAACCCCGAUACUUUGUGCAUGGACUAUAACAGAACUGACUCCACCACUGUUUCCCCCGUGUUGUCAAAACCAACAAACAACCCGGGUAACAGCAAUAACAACAAAGGCGCAUACAACCCCCCUAAUAAUAAUAAGAACAAACCGAGCAGACCGGGCGCUCCUGGGAAGUACAAGCCUCCCUCUGCUCCGUGCGAGUCCGGGUGCAAGUGCAUGGAGCCUAUGGUGCCGGUGAGCACGGACAGACACCCGCUGUACAACCGGGUGAAGACGGGACAGAUCAACAACUGCGCUAUGCCGUGCCACAACCCGUUUUUUACGCACGACGAGCGCGCUUUCACAGCCUUCUGGAUCGGCUUGUGGUCGGUGCUGUGCUUCAUCUCGACCUUUGCGACCGUGGCCACUUUCCUGAUCGACAUGGAGCGCUUCAAAUACCCAGAGAGGCCGAUAAUAUUCCUGUCCGUGUGCUACAUGUUCGUGUCAGUUGGGUAUAUCGUCCGGCUUAUCGCUGGGCACGAGAAAGUGGCGUGCAACAGGGAGUACGACAUUGAACACAUCCACUACGAGACCACAGGACCCGCGCUGUGCACAGUUGUGUUUCUGCUUAUCUACUUCUUCGGCAUGGCCAGCUCUAUUUGGUGGGUGAUCUUGUCCCUGACCUGGUUCCUCGCAGCGGGUAUGAAGUGGGGCAACGAGGCUAUAGCGAGUUACUCCCAGUAUUUUCACCUGGCCGCGUGGUUAAUCCCGAGUAUGAAGUCUAUCGCAGUGUUGGCGCUCAGUUCUGUGGAUGGGGACACAGUGGCUGGGAUCUGCUACGUGGGGAACCAAAACUUGGACAACUUGAGAGGCUUCGUCCUGGCUCCUCUGGUGAUAUAUUUAUUCAUUGGCACUAUGUUCCUCCUGGCUGGAUUCGUGUCACUUUUUAGGAUCAGGAGUGUCAUCAAGCAAGGAGGAACAAAAACUGACAAACUGGAGAAGCUUAUGAUAAGAAUAGGUAUUUUUACUGUCCUAUACACAGUGCCAGCCACCAUCAUCGUGGCCUGUUACUUCUACGAGCAGCACAACAGGCAAAGUUGGGAGAUUACGCACACUUGUGGAAACUGCUUAUUAGAAAGAGACAGAAGGAGUCCGGACUAUGCAGUUUUCAUGCUUAAGUACUUUAUGUGUCUACUUGUAGGCAUCACGUCUGGAGUUUGGAUUUGGUCUGGGAAAACUGUGGAUUCCUGGAGGACUUUUUGCACCCGCUGUUGUUGGGGCAGCAAAGGAACCAGCGGGUCAAUGUACAGCGACGUAAGCACAGGACUAACAUGGAGAUCCGGCACGGCCAGCUCGGUAUCCUGCCCCAAGCAAAUGCCAUUGUCCCAAGUUUGAAUCAUUUGGAGAGGGGAGAGACAAAGGCAGCUUAUGGGGACUGCUAAUUGUUGGGGAGAUAAACUGUCAGUGCUGUUACUUUGCAUUUACAUAGGAAUGAGUUGUGGCUGAGGUGAGCUGGUGCUGUCCUCCUCCUCUUCCCCCCCAAAACAACUCACCUCCUCCAGGAGAACUGGUCCGAACAAUGUCCCUGGAUUAGCACAGGUUAAAUCCUCUGUUUAUAUGUAUUAGAGCUACCCAACACCAGGCUUUCUCCAACUGGGCAUUACUUAUUCUAUUGUGGGCAGAGUUCUGUCUUCAUAGCAUUUCUUUAUCUACUUACAGUGGUUCUCAGCUGGUGUGAACUAGUUUUAACUUUUAAAAAUUGCUUUCUUGUGAUCCAAAUUGUGCACCAAAGUUAUUUUUUUUUACUGCAAACCAUAAGCCACAUGCACUUCAAUAUCUGUCCCGACAUUUCUUGUAGCAGAACACACCUUUCCCACUUUUUAAAAUUAUGAUAAACAUUGUAAUUUUGGUCUUAACCCACCAACAGAGAACCACUGCUUACUUCAGUGCCGGAUAACGUUGCUUAUUCAAUCAAAGAUGGUUUAAAUUAAGCCUUAAUAACGCCCAAGUAUUUUACGGGUUCAUUUUGUAAUAUUUUGUUUUGGAAAUUGUAUUUAUAUCUCUCUAUAUAUAUUAUUGUACAAAUGUGUAAAUGUGUGUACAAAAGAAAACUUUAUAUAAGCUAUUGUAAAUUUGUACAAAGUGUAGAUGUCCUCUUUUGCGACUGAAAAGCAAUAUGACCUUUAUUUUGACAAUAAAAUAUUUGAUAAAUCUUAUAA
Molecule: messenger RNA, 2791 nt
Organism: Periophthalmus magnuspinnatus
Lineage: Eukaryota; Metazoa; Chordata; Actinopteri; Gobiiformes; Gobiidae
Gene: fzd8a
Product: frizzled class receptor 8a
Exons: 1
Coding region: 195-1967 (590 amino acids)
Biological process (GO): canonical Wnt signaling pathway; non-canonical Wnt signaling pathway
Cellular component (GO): plasma membrane
Molecular function (GO): Wnt-protein binding; Wnt receptor activity
Source: RefSeq, a predicted model, not a curated record